Molecule: messenger RNA, 2728 nt
Organism: Candidula unifasciata
Lineage: Eukaryota; Metazoa; Mollusca; Gastropoda; Stylommatophora; Geomitridae
Source: the annotation of a GenBank genome assembly
CAGCUCAAAAUUAGAUGAAUACAUUCACGACUUCCAGCCAUUGCAUUUUGACACAAAAAGUCUACAUAGGAAACAUGAAAGAGUGCGAAGAUCUGCAAAUCAACAGUUACAUCUUCAUUUCAAUGCAUACAAUAGAGAUUUCUCUCUACGACUAAAAAGGGAUGUGGAAAUCUUCAGUCCAGACCAUGAAACAGUAGACUCUGAUGGCCGUCUUAUUGCAGUGGACACUUCAUUUAUUUAUUCUGGCCAUAUUUAUUUUAUCCAUGCAGAUAGUCUCAGUUCUUUAUUAUAUAUUUAUAUCUUGUGUGUUCCAAAAAGCAGUGUUCACCUGGCUGUUAUCAAUGGCACAGCUAGAGGCCACAUAUACAUACCUGGUGACACCACAUAUCACAUAGAUCCAGCAGAACAGUAUUUCCAUCAACCAGCUUUCCCUGCAGUUAUCUACCCAGAGUCACGCAUGGAUAAAGACCCAUUCAGAUACAUCAGGGAAAAGGGCGAUAUUGGAUCUUGUGGUGUUGACAGAGUGAAAAAAUGGAUGGACAAUGUGGCAAAAUCUUCAGUAGUUGACAAAGUUCAUAACAGAGAGAAAAGAAUGAGAAGAGAUCCACCACACUCUGAGAAUGAGUCACAGCGCAGCAAAUACUUUGCUCAAACAAAUGAACACCUAAAUGUCUUUUAUCAAGAAAGGAAAAAAAGAGCAUCACUAGGUACAAACAAUACAUGCUUUCUGUAUCUGCGGUCUGAUCCCAUGAUGUGGAACUAUGUUAAAGAAGACAAAUUCAAGCAACGUUUGUCAGAUGAGCGAGCAAAAGAAGAAAUCCUUGCAUUUUUUGCCAGUCAUGUCAGUGCCCUGAAGAACAUAUUCCACCGUACCACGUUUACAACAUACAACAAUGACCUCCGUUACAAUGGAAUCAAUUUUGUUGUGCAGAGAACUAGUAUUAUGACCCCAGAAAACCAGCAUUGUAACACUGCGACAGCCUCCAGCUAUUGUAAUCCCAACAUCGAUGUCAGCAACUUUUUGAAUCUCAACUCCAUGGACAACCAUGAUGAAUUCUGCCUUGCUUAUAUAUUCACACACCGAGACUUUACUAGAGGAACACUCGGCCUGGCCUGGGUGGGAGCUAGAGAAGUGGCUUCUGGUGGGAUUUGUGAGAAACAUAAAAGCUACAUGGAACGAGAUGAAACUGUUCCAAAAAGUUUAAAUACAGGCAUUGUGACCACAGUGAACUAUGGGAAGGCUGUGCCAGUCCGGGUUUCUCAGCUCACAUUUACCCAUGAAGUUGGUCAUAAUUUUGGAUCCCCUCAUGAUCAAGGUGCAGACUGUGCGCCUUUUGGCACAGAGAAAGAAAAUGCACAGGAUGGCAACUACAUCAUGUUUGCAAGUGCAACAAUGGGAGAUCGCCCCAACAAUGAUGAUUUCAGUAUCUGCUCCAAGGACAACAUCACUAGACUUCUCCAUGUGGUUGUUAAUGAACUUAACGGAAAGCGAAACUGUUUCAAGCCCUCCAAGACUGCUUUUUGUGGCAAUGGGAUCAAAGAGGAUGGUGAGGAAUGUGAUUGUGGCUAUGCUCAAGAUUGUGAGGACCGUUGUUGCUAUGGAAGAGACAGCAUAGAAGGACCACAGUGCACUCUGAAGCCAACCUUCAAAUGCAGCCCUACUGCAGGACCCUGUUGCACCUCAGACUGCGAGUUUGUCUCACCCAGUUCACAGACUCAGUGUCUGCCAGCAGAUGACUGCAAGCAGGCAUCAUACUGCAAAUAUCCUUGUACAUACAGAGAAAUCUGGACAUUUUCUGACUGUGUGAACUCUGUAUGUGGACGUAUUGGCUGGGCUGAAUGUUUCCUGACGUCUGAACAUGGAGAUGAUGAUCCUAGCUAUGAGGCUCUAUGCUAUGUUUCUUGUACUAACCCACAGACUGGUAGUUGUGUCAGUUCCUAUGACCAAAGUGCCAUCAACAGACCGGAGAAUACUGAGUUUCGUAAUCUUCUGUUUAACGUCACAAGAAAGCGUGCUGGCAAGAUGGCAGUUGUUGCAGAAGGAAUCCAAUUGCCUGCUGGGUCCCCAUGUGAUAACUUCAGAGGUUACUGUGACGUUUUUCACAAGUGCCGAGGUGUGGAUGCAGAUGGGCCAUUGGCUAGAUUAAAAAAUCUGAUUUUUAACCCAGAGACUUUGGAAAAUAUUCAGCAGUGGAUUGUGAAACACUGGUGGGCUGUUCUACUCAUGGGUAUUGGUCUUGUAGUAGUUAUGGGAGCUUUCAUCAAAAUAUGUGCUGUUCACACUCCAAGUUCAAACCCUCGUAAACCGAAACAUAGGCAGCUAACACUUCCCCGUACACUUCAGCGGCGUCAUCAUAGGCAGCAACAACCAAAUCAGUCAUCUGGACCAAACCAGGGGCGUAGCGGAGGUGCAGGUGGAAGGAGACCAUUAGCCAGAAGUGUUGAGGAGAGAAAACCAACUAACAACAGUGUGCAGAUUGUUCAGGAGCCACCUCCUCCCUACUCCAGUACAGCAGCUCCUCUGACUGCUCUUGAUAUAGUAGCUACUCCAUCCUCAUCGUCAUCACCUUCUGCACCAAUGAUUGAACCAGUACGAGCACCCAAUGUGACGUCCAUACCAGUGGGAGGUCCCAAACGUGGGCACGGUGGCCAGAGAAAUAAAAAUGAAGCUAAAGUAGGAAAAGGCAAGAAGAAAGGAAAAAAUAAUGUAGAAAUGCAGCGAUUAUAA